CACUUGUGCACCUGUCGCCUGUACCUGACUCACUGUUGCGCCUUGUAACAAAAAAACCCAACACAUUUGCGGCUGGUCUCGACUUACAGUGCUACUACUACGCGGAAUGAAGAAUGAAUGAAGUCUGAAUGCUGUUUUGUGGAAUAACAAACAAAGAUGGAGCUGUUUUGUGUCCGCGGGAGCAGCGAGAUGGGAAAUAACAGCCGUUUACUUGGAAACUGAGAGCCCCAUGGAGAGAGAGAUGUCUUCUCAUGGAACAAAGCAUGUGGAGUGAUGCGGUGGCAAGUGCUUCUUCGAAAAAUGGGGUGGAAGCUGGUGCUCAAGCUGUGGCUCCACCCAUGAGGAAAACUCGGACCUGUAAGUGUGUCCUGGCCUUUGUCGUCCUCAUCAUUGUCCUCAUUGGUGCAGGAGCCACACUGGCCUGGUACUUUUUGGAUUACAGGAUUUGGGUUUUGGAGCCUCGCGUCCAGCAGCACUAUGCCGCCUACGUCUCCAUCCUCAACCGCAAAUUCUCCAGUGACUUGUCCUCUCGCAACAGCGCUGCGUUCAAGAAAGAGGCCGCGGGAGUGAAGAUGGUGGUAGAGGAGAUAAUGAAAGACUCAAGUCUUUCCCGAUACUUCAACUACACAAGUGUCUUUGCCUUUGGGGAGGGGAGCGUUGUGGCUCACUUCUGGAUAGUGAUGUCCGUGCCAAGCAGCCACGUCGAGAGGGUCACCCUCAUGAGAGUCACCAGAAGCCUGGAGGAAGGCCUGAGGGGAUACAGAGGGUCGGUGGCGGCGCAGAUGGCCAGCUUAAAUGGAUACGUCUUCUACCUCCCUUCACUCUCCGUCAGUGACUGCUACCACUACCAGGAGGUGGUGUCCGGGGGCCCCGUGGCUCUUCCUGGCCCGGACACACAGCACUCCUCCUGCCUGUGGCACCUCCAGGCUGCUCCUGGCUCCCAGUUGGAGCUCCACAUGGAGUGGCUGCUGCCACAGUGCCAGGACAGGCUGGUGGCGUACAAUUCCCUCACUCCCUGGAAAAAUCACCUCAUCACAUUAUUGUUUGGCUGCAGUAGACAUGAACGCGUCGUCAGUGUCUUGUCCUCGGGCGAGACGAUGGCGGUUGUUUGGAAACAGGGUCUUUACAGCUACGAGCACUCGUUCUCUUUGACGGCACAGGCCCGCGAUCGCCAGGACUGUGACUCCACUAUUGAACUGAAGGCUGUAUCCGGAAUCCAGGGAGUACUGAGGACGCCCUUUUUCCCAAGCUACUACCCUCCUGACACCAACUGUACCUGGACCUUUAUUGUCCCCACUAAAGGGAUGGGCUUGUCUCUGGAGUUUGAGGGCUACAAGCUGAGCAGAGCCAGCAACUAUAAGACCUGUACUCAGGGACAGUGGGUCCUCCAGGACCGCAGACUGUGCGGCACCAGGAGUCUGCAGCCGUACAGCCAGCGUCUGUCCCCGCUUUCCACUACGGCCACGGUGGUCAUGACGUCCGAGGUGUCCCUCACGGGGCCGGGCCUUCAGCUGCACUACAGCGUUUUCAACCUAUCAGAUCCCUGCCCUGGUCAGUCUCUGUGCAGCAUUAACGGCCUGUGUGUUCCUGCCUGUGACGGCAUCAGGGACUGUCCGAAUGGACUCGACGAGUUGGACUGUGUGUGUGUGGCUCAGUACCCGUGUCCAGGCGACAGUCAAUGUGUGGACUACAGCAAGGUGUGUGACGACCACCCGGACUGUCCAGACGCCGCAGACGAGUUGAACUGCACUAAUGGUAUGGUGGCGUGCACCGACAGGACUUACACGUGUGCAGAUGGAACGUGUCUGAAAAAGUCAAACCCAGAGUGCGACUCUGUCGCUGACUGUCCGGACGCCUCAGAUGAAGAACAGUGCGACUGUGGCCUGAGGCAGUCGUCCAGUCGUAUUGUGGGAGGGACCAAUGCCACAGAGGGGGAGUGGCCAUGGCAGGUCAGCCUGCAGGUGCGAGGUGCCCACGUCUGUGGAGGGGCACUGAUCACCAGCCAGUGGGUGGUGUCCGCCGCCCACUGUUUCCAUGGCGAUCGCCUCCAGCGGUCAGUGUGGACCGUCCACCUGGGUAAACACCUCCUCAGUACCAGCAGCCCCACAGAGGAGACGGUGACAAUUCAGCGGAUCCACCUUCACAAAUACUACAACAAUGAGUCCUACGACUAUGACCUGGCCCUGCUGCAGCUGGACCGGUCCAACUCCGCGGUGCAGCCUGGACGCGCUCGACCCGUCUGCCUGCCGCCACCGAGCCAGCGGCUGGAGCCGGGCCAGGUCUGCUGGGUCACCGGCUGGGGCUCUCUGCAUGAGGGAGGAAGUGCCAGUAAUGUUCUUCAGAAGGUGAAUGUUCCUCUGGUCAGUCAGGAAGACUGUAUUCUCUCUUAUGGCCAGUUGCUCACUCCCACGAUGCUUUGCGCUGGUUACCGGAGCGGAGAGAAAGAUGCCUGUCAGGGAGACUCUGGUGGUCCCUUGGUCUGCCAGGAGCCGUCUGGUCGCUGGUUCCUCGCCGGGGUGGUGAGCUGGGGCAGCGGCUGUGGGCGUCCAAGGUACUACGGCGUGUACACCCGCAUCCCCAGACUCACCGAGUGGAUCAAGGAGGUCAUCAGCACCUCCUGAGUCACCAUCUUCAUCAUCAUCAUCUCAGUGCAAACUGAAACGCCCGAUGGUCGCAAGCAAAUAGAGAAGUGGCAGUAUAAUACAAUUUGCACAAUGUACAGUUGAAAAGAACACAUGCCAAAUAUGAAAUAAACGAAAUAAAAUCUUA
Molecule: messenger RNA, 2769 nt
Organism: Solea senegalensis (Senegalese sole)
Lineage: Eukaryota; Metazoa; Chordata; Actinopteri; Pleuronectiformes; Soleidae
Product: transmembrane protease serine 6
Exons: 17
Coding region: 252-2621 (789 amino acids)
Biological process (GO): proteolysis
Molecular function (GO): serine-type endopeptidase activity; protein binding
Source: RefSeq, a predicted model, not a curated record